Temnothorax curvispinosus is the source of this 541-nucleotide messenger RNA. RefSeq names its product intraflagellar transport protein 20 homolog (gene IFT20). Lineage: Eukaryota; Metazoa; Arthropoda; Insecta; Hymenoptera; Formicidae. The coding region runs from base 299 to 541 and encodes 80 amino acids. Gene Ontology annotation, cellular component: intraciliary transport particle B; Golgi apparatus; centrosome. The record is from RefSeq and is a predicted model, not a curated record. Gene Ontology annotation, biological process: protein localization to cilium; centrosome localization; intraciliary transport. The transcript is spliced from 2 exons.
GCCGGAGGGGUCCCCGCGCGCUCACUCCCGCGGGUAUUGGGAGGGCGGGAGAGCCGCGCGAGAUAUCAACAUAUCCCCAUUUCGCUCCGUUUCCCGCACGUUCGUCAUCGAGCGCGGCGAACGAGAAAUUGUACGAGAACGCGACGCGCUGAACGUGGCGGCGAAUGGCUAAGAUCGACUGCGAUGCGCGAAAAGUAUCGCGAGGGCUCGGACCAAUCAGAAUCGCCCGCGCUCCCGGAACGAGGGGACCGCCAUCCUCGCAAGCCGGGUACGCUGAGUAGUGAGUACGCUCGAGAAGAUGGCUGACUCGCUGACCAAGUACGGCGUUUACAUCGACGACCUGAGCAAGAUACGCGUCCUAGAGCCGGAAGCGGCGAAUCAAACGAACAAGCUGAAGGAGGAGUGUCAGAGUUUCGUGUCCAGCAUUAAUUUUGGAGAAGUCCGUGGAACUGGAACGAUUACGAGUACAAUACGAUUCUUUAAAGAAGAUCGAACUGGAACAGCUAGAAACCAUCGAACAUUUGUCGGUCAAUUAAUAUAA